This is a messenger RNA of Mesitornis unicolor (brown roatelo), 1938 nucleotides long. RefSeq names its product ATP-binding cassette, sub-family F (GCN20), member 3 (gene ABCF3). The record is from RefSeq and is a predicted model, not a curated record. The transcript is spliced from 20 exons. Gene Ontology annotation, molecular function: ATP hydrolysis activity; ATP binding. The annotation marks the transcript as partial. Lineage: Eukaryota; Metazoa; Chordata; Aves; Mesitornithiformes; Mesitornithidae.
CUCUUCAACACCCUGCAGCUGGACGAGGGCCGGGCCCAGCGCUGCAGCCAGGUGCUGCUGGAUGCCCCCAUCCAGCUCUCUCAGAUCACCGAUGGAUACGCCGACACCAGUGCGGAGCUGCUGCCGGGGCUGUUGCUGAAGAGAGGACAGACCUCGAUGGUGAACGCGAAGAAACUGGAGAAGGCGGAAGCCAGGCUGAAAGCCAAGCAGGACAAGAGGAUGGAGCGGGAUUCCCUGAAGUCAUCUGGUCCGCUGGUCCUUGAGGAGGCGUCUGCCAGCCAAGCUGCCAGCAAGAAGGAGAAUCGCAUGGAGUCGUCAGGCAAGAACAAGUCGUAUGAUGUGCGCAUCGAGAACUUCGAUGUGUCCUUCGGUGAGCGCGUCCUCCUGGCAGGAGCAGACCUGAACCUGGCGUUCGGACGGCGCUAUGGGCUGGUGGGCAGGAACGGGCUGGGGAAGACCACGCUGCUGAAGAUGAUCGCCAGCCGGAGCCUGCGCAUCCCCUCGCACAUCAGCAUCCUCCACGUGGAGCAGGAGGUGGCAGGGGACGAGACGGCAGCGCUGCAGAGUGUGCUGGAGUGCGACACCACGCGCGAGAGCCUGCUGCGGGAGGAGAGGGAUCUGACAGCCAGGAUUAACGCUGGCAGGGGAGAAGGGACGGAGGGUGCCCGGCUAUCGGAGAUCUAUGCGAAGCUGGAGGAGAUUGAGGCAGACAAGGCGCCGGCGAGGGCAUCUGUCAUUCUCGCCGGGCUGGGCUUUAAUGCAAAGAUGCAACAACAGACGACCAAAGAGUUUUCUGGAGGCUGGAGAAUGAGACUGGCCUUGGCCAGAGCCCUGUUUGCCAGGCCAGAUCUCCUCCUGCUGGAUGGUAAGUCAAACAUGCUGGACGUGAGGGCCAUUUUGUGGCUCGAGACCUACCUGCAGACCUGGCAGUCGACCAUCCUCGUGGUGUCCCACGACAGAAACUUCCUGAACGCAGUGGCCACGGACAUCAUCCACCUCCACUCACAGCGGCUGGACACGUACCGUGGGGACUUCGAGAACUUCAUGAAGAUCAAGGAGGAACGGCUGAAGAACCAGCAGCGAGAAUACGAAGCCCAGCAGCAGUACCGCGAACACAUCCAGGUUUUCAUCGACCGGUUUCGCUACAACGCCAACCGGGCGUCCCAAGUGCAGAGCAAGCUCAAGCUGUUGGAGAAGCUGCCAGAGCUGAAACCUGUGGACAAGGAGUCUGAGGUCAUCAUGAAGUUCCCCGAUGGCUUUGAGAAGUUCUCCCCCCCUAUUCUGCAGCUGGAUGAAGUAGAUUUCUAUUACGACCCGAGUCACUACAUCUUUCGUUCCCUCUCCGUCUCCGCUGACCUGGAGUCCCGCAUCUGUGUGGUUGGGGAAAACGGAGCUGGCAAGUCGACUAUGCUAAAGAUCUUAAUGGGAGAGCUGGCACCCGUCAGAGGGAUCAGACAUGCUCACAGAAACCUGAAGAUCGGUUAUUUCAGCCAGCACCACGUGGAUCAACUGGACUUGAACAUCAGUGCUGUGGAGUUGCUAGCAAGGAAGUUCCCAGGGAAGACGGAGGAGGAGUACCGGCAUCAGCUGGGGAGCUACGGCGUCUCAGGGGAGCUGGCUGUGCGCCCUGUGGCCAGCCUGUCCGGGGGUCAGAAGAGUCGCGUGGCCUUCGCCCAAAUGACGAUGUCCUGUCCAAACUUCUACAUCCUGGAUGAGCCCACAAAUCACCUGGACAUGGAGACCAUUGAGGCGCUGGCAAAGGCACUGAAUAAGUUUCGGGGUGGUAUAAUUCUGGUGUCCCACGAUGAGCGCUUCAUCCGCCUGGUGUGCCAGGAGCUGUGGGUGUGCGAGAAUGCCACCGUGACCCGCAUCGAGGGCGGCUUUGACCAGUACAGAGACAUCCUGAAGGAGCAGUUUCAGAAGGAGGGUUUCCUAUAA